This is a messenger RNA of Esox lucius (northern pike), 6384 nucleotides long. It is a transcript of the gene myripb, whose product is annotated as myosin VIIA and Rab interacting protein. Gene Ontology annotation, cellular component: cortical actin cytoskeleton. Bases 190 to 2967 code for a protein of 925 amino acids. The record is from RefSeq and is a predicted model, not a curated record. Gene Ontology annotation, biological process: intracellular protein transport. NCBI's taxonomy places the organism in Eukaryota, Metazoa, Chordata, Actinopteri, Esociformes, Esocidae. The transcript is spliced from 11 exons. Gene Ontology annotation, molecular function: small GTPase binding; actin binding; myosin binding.
AACUCUCCUCCACCCACGCCUCGGGUUCGUUCCUGCAUUUUUGUGUUUAUGCUAAUAACACCCCAGUGACCUUCAGCUUUAUAACCGUUUUAACACCAAACAUUUUAAUUAUCAUCCUCUCUAUCAGUAAGCGGUGGCCGGUUUUAAAACUUAAGGUAACAACAGCGGGAUUUUUAGGGGUUUUAGAGAAUGUGCAAUACACCCCAGAAAAACAACCCCAUUGACCUCAACGCAACGCACUGGGAACUGAACAGACCAUACACCGUAGCAAAAUGCUUCCCAAAUAAGAGAAUAUUAUUGUACAAGUUAAGUGAGAUGAAGCAGGAGCUGUUGGAGGAAGGCAGCCGGUGCUCCAUCCUCUCCAAGCAGCACCGUUUCAACGAGCACUGCUGCAUCCGCUGCUGCGCGCCCUUCACCUUCCUGCUCAACCCCAAGCGGCCGUGCCUGGACUGCCGGUACAACGUCUGCAAGACCUGCUGCACCUACAGCAAGAAGGACAAAGCCUGGCUCUGCUCCGCUUGCCAGAAGACCAGGAUAUUGAGAACCCAGUCUCUGGAAUGGUACUAUAACAACGUGAAGAGCCGCUUCAAGAGGUUCGGCAGUGCCAAGGUACUGAAGACGCUCUACAGGAAACACAUCGUGGAGAGAGGCGGCAUCUCAGACCUACCAGAGAGCAGCGUUAACGACGGAAGCAACGACAACGAUGGCAGCAUCUGUGGUAGCGACUCCACCUUUUACCGGCAGAGUGAAGGACAUAGCAUGGCAGAGACUCUCACUGUUGCCCUGCGUGUUGCUGAGGAGGCCAUAGAAGAAGCCAUCGCCAAGGCGGAAGAGUUUAGCGACAGCUUGGAGAAGCAGAAUGAGGCACGCUACUUGCGGGACCAUAAAGAAGAGCUUAUAGAGGAACUCGCCACAACCAUUGUACAAAAGAUCAUCCAGAGGAGGAAGCGUUCCGAGAUGCAGACAGAGUAUGACUUUGUGUGGCCCCAGACCCAUGGCCAGCCCCAAGGCAGUGAUCUGUCCUCUCCCAACCAGCCCCCUCACAACACCCUGGCCCAGGCCAACCAGGCCCACCUCAGGAGCUCCUACUCCCUCUGGAGGUCCCGCUCUGCCUUCUCCCUGACCAGCGAUGACUCUCCAGAGAAGGCCACUGAGGUAGCUCUGGGUGCGGGCGGAGGAGUAUCAGACUACACCUCCAUGAAGAAGGAGACAACCAGGGUCUCCUCCCUGCCCAGCUGGAAGAGUGUGGACCGCCUGGACAAUUCAAGUGCGUCCUCAGUGCUGCACAGCCCCGAUGGUAACUGGAUCGCCCUGCAAAGCACUCAGCACUCCCGCCCCAGCCUGCUGACCAAGAGGAAAUCCCUGGUGUUCAGCGUCCUGGAGAGGGAGUCUGGCGUGGUGUCGGCCUACGACGAGAUGGCCUCCGAAUCCGACAAGGAGGAGGACGAGGGAGGUUGGGGGGCAGCUCUUCGCCAGUUCCGACGGAAGCUCUCGGACGAGACCUACUACACGGACUCCCAGCACGACCCUGAGUGGACGUACACCGCGGCCCACCUCCCGGUCACCUCACCCUCCUCGGGCCAGUACACCAACACAGAGACCCUGAACUCAGACUCCGAGUCCUCCUCCGUGCCGUCCGCCCGCGCGCGCCAGCCCCAUCGCCAGGCGGCAACCGGCAAAGGCCCCGACGCGGACUCCCGUCUUCACCCCCGGCAGGCUCAGUACCAUCAGCACCAGGUCCUACCUUCGUACCCGCUCCAGCCGGAGUCGCUGGACGUGAACUUUAACCCGAAGGUGACGGGGGACAGCAGUGAGGCGGAGGACAGCUGGCAGAGCGACCAGGUCAGGAGGUUGCGGAGACGCAGGAAAAGCAAGAGGGAGCAGGCCCACGCGCAGACAAACCAGGAGAACAGUUUCCUUCUGAACGCCCUGCUGAAAAGGGGUGUUAGUGAGGAGAUGCCCACUCCUGACGUGGUGCCCAUCCUCGAGGCCUCCUCUGAGGCCAUGACUCCAGAGCCUGAGGACCAGGACACCGUGGCACCUAACUCUGUUGCCCCCAGCCCCCCUAACCCCUCGGUCCCUGGACCACUGCGCCCCAGCAGCCCGGGGUCCGGCUCUGGAGCCACAUUGGAGAAGGAGCUCCGCUCCAAACUGAGCGAGCUGGUUGGACGCGCCAAAAGCAAAGAAUUUGCGAGCUCGUCCGAGGACGAGCCAUUUAUGAGCACUAUAGGGAGAGACCGAGAAAGUGACAGACUGAGAGAGAAGCCAGGACAGAAUGAGAGACCGAGAGAUGGGCUGAGAACGAGUGAGAGACAGAGGGAGAGGCUCAGCAGUAGAGACAGGGCAAAGACAGCUGAGAAAGCUAACGAGCCGGAACUGAAAAGGGAAAGUCUUAUUCUGAGAGGGGAGGAGCGAAUGAAGGACAGAAAGUUGCAAAGAGGGACAAAGAGUUUGGAAGAGAAAGCAGGUGACAUGAAAGACAGGAGGGUGGAAAAGAACAGACCAAGUAAGAGGCAACCGAGAAAAGACGUGGAAUGGCAGAGCGAAAAAAGGGAGGACGGAUUGGAAGACGGAAACGAUAAGGCCGAAUCCGCGCCAGCCUCGACUGCGGUUACCCCAUCUCUGCCGUGUGACGGACAGUCCGUCUGUCUGUCCGUCUGUCAGAAGGAGCAGAAAAAACAGCGGAGGCUACAGUUGCUCUCCUCUCUUGUGCGGCAGGUGAGACCUACUGUUUGUAUGACAGGCCAGUUAGGACAGCCCUGCGCGUGCAAACAUACAUUGAACACACUUCAAAUAUUUAAAGAUAACAGGUCAAACAGGUAUUUUUUUAUCCAGGACAUGCAAUGGUACAGAUUACAUCUCCCUCACCGCGUGCACGUACACACAAACACAAGUACCUACUCAACAUGCGUCAUGAUUACUACCCAACCUGAACAUUCACAUGAUACCACCUUAUCAAUCACAUGAUGCCACCUUAACAGUCACACCACUUUAACAGUCACAUGAUGCCACUUUAACAGUCACAUGAUGCCACCCUAACAGUCACAAGAUACCACCUUAUUAAUCACAUGAUACCACCUUAACGGUCACAUGAUACCAGCUUAAUGGUCACAUGAUACCACCUUAUUAAUCACAUGAUGCCACCUUAACAGUCACAUGAUGCCACCUUAACAGUCACAUGAUGCCACCUUAACAGUCACAUGAUGCCACCUUAACAGUCACAUGAUGCCACCGUAUUAAUCACAUGAUGCCACCGUAUUAAUCACAUGAUGCCACCGUAUUAAUCACAUGAUGCCACCGUAUUAAUCACAUGAUGCCACCUUAUUAAUCACAUGAUACCACCUUAACGGUCACAUGAUGCCACCUUAACGGUCAUAUGAUACCACCUUAACGGUCACAUGAUACCACCUUAACGGUCAUAUGAUACCACCUUAACGGUCACAUGAUACCACCUUAACGGUCAUAUGAUACCACCUUAACGGUCAUAUGAUACCAGCUUAACGGUCACAUGAUACCACCUUAACGGUCACAUGAUACCAUCUUAUUAAUCACAUGAUACCGCCUUAUUAAUCACAUGAUACCACCUUAUUAAUCACAUGCAACCACCUUAACAGUCAAAUGACACCACCUUGUCAAUCACAUGACACCGCCUUGUCACGUAGACAACACCCAUUAUCUCAAGAUUUCCCCCUAUUUACUGGUUACACCAUCAUUCCUACUGAAGGUGGGCCUCCUCAGGUGUGACAUGGUUGUGGUGUCAGAGUCUGUUCCCUACGUAAAAGGGUUGGAGUGGCUCUGGAGUCUUCUCUUGAAAUAUCUCUUUCACUGAAUCUCGUCCUUCUUGUUCGGUUUAUUGUUCAAGCUAUUGGCAGACUUUCCCCUGAUAUAUUAACUUAUCUAGUGGAUUCCUCCCAAAAUUAACGUUGCUAUGAUUUGACAAAUGAAGGCCCUACAUCUAUUUGAAUAACCAUUCCAAAAGGUAUGAAAUUGUAUGCACUCACUACUGUAAGUGGCACUGGAUAAGAGCAUCUAGUAAACGACUUAAAUAUAACUCUAAAUUGGGUAGGUUGAAUCCUGAAAACUGACUGGCUAGUAGCAGGGUGGUAUCUGGGACCGUGUACCACGAUAUGACAUCACUUCCCUUUUGUUUGUGGUAUAUUCAGUGGCUGAGCACUGUGUCCAGGUACUCCACCGUGUAUAUACGGCAGAGUAACACCAAGGAAUUGAUACCCUAGAUCUCCAGUUCUUUUAUAAGACACAUUGACAAGUGGAAUACGUGGUGUUAUUAUGAAAUGUUUUGGUUCCAGCACUGGUCCCGGUUAAAAAGAACGUCCCGUUAUUCCAUAGAGGAAAGGUUACAGCAACAAAAGAAAAAUCUCCCGCAGUUCUUUUAAAAAGUGGACAUGUGUCCAAUAAUAUCUUAAGAGGACCUUGAAUUGAACACCCCAACUAGUGGGAUCAUUCAUGGUGGAUGUUGUCGUCUUUCCCCUUUAGUUAGAACUGGGAUACCGUUCGACAUGACGAAUGAACAAAACAACAUGAACAACAAGUUCGUAUCAGCCAAACACACACUGGCUCCUGCCUUCUCCGUUGACAUCGUCAUUGGUGUUGGAAAUCUUUCACUCUUGGCCGCUGAAUGGAAACUUCUCAGAUCUUUUCUCCUCUCUGACUUGAGUGCCACCCACGAACACCCCCUAACACCCACACGGCGCACACGUCCUUUCAAAGCACAUGGAUGUCACCUACUUUAUAGGGAAGUGUGGCGCACUGUAGAGAGAAGGGGGGGGGGGUUGGAUCAAUGCACUUGUUAGUCCCACAGAUCAAAGCUCCAGGCCAAUGAUUUAAAACAUUAGUGAGUUACAUCCAUCUCUCUCUCUGUUCUCCCUCUACUUACAUGUGUUAUUAAGUGCUUCACGCACUUUAAUGGACCACAUUUGGUGAAGUAGCCAAUAUUUUCAGAGGGUUCAGCGGGUACAGUAUUUACAUUGAAAUGUUUGUCAUUUAGCAAAUGAUCCGCCAGAGCGACUUACAGAAGCAAUUGGGGGUGAAUGACUUGCUCAAGGGCAGAUAGGAAUAUUAUUCACGUUAUUGACAAGGGCAUUCUAACCUAGCCACUCAGAUUGAGCAGUGCUGGACAGUAGGGCAUCCAUGUGGACAGGCAGACUGCGCAGUUUGUCACUGACAGGGUAUUGUGUACAGAGUGGAGAUGGAAUGGAGCGAGGAGCAGAGCGCACGCAAUUUGGCUUGAGUGCAGAGCAGGUUUCCAAACCUUUGUUGAGGCGGUUUCUUUUUGCCGAGUGGGAAAAAGGACAUUGCAGUUCGUAAGAACUGCUCAGUAGGCGAGUGGGGGUUUUCUACACUCAGCCAUGCUCACAUAGUCUGGUCACUGAACACCACGGCCAGGCAAAAUAUUUUGUAGUAUGACUCAUGUGAAGAGUAGCCUGAGCACCCUGUAAAAUAUACUGUAGUAAUAGUAAUCACUGUAGCAUCAUGUUUUCCCAAAGAAUAUAGUGCUCCGAUUGGAAAAUAAGGAAAAUGAAUGAUUUCCAUGUUUAACAAAAGCCUGCCCACUAAGUUUAAGUUUACAAAUUAAACCCAAAUCAAAGGAAAACAGAUGAUAAAUGCGAGGCUAUUUGAUAAUUAAAACAGGAGUACUUUUUUCUUUCAAAUGCUGCUAAUUGUAUGUCUUAUUAUUUAGGGAAAUACACGCUGUUGAACCCGGGUAAACGAACUGUGAAUCUGUCAUGCACCUGUUUUGGUAGCGCAAGUUGAAGUAGUCUAAACCUGAGUAUUACUUUUUGUAACACAACUAACACAACUAACAAAAACAAAUUACAUAGCAACUGCUUUAUAAACCCUUGUAAACACACCUCUCAUAAUUACAAUGUCUGUAUAAAAUUGGCAAACAUGAUUAAAGUAACCAUUUCUAUGUAUAAAAUGUGACCAUAUAUACAUUACCAAAUUAUUUUCUGAAAGAAUACCACAAAAGAUUCCAAUGGGAAAGAUAUUACUUUCAGUUAUUUAAUGUACUAUGUUCUAAUAUGUGUUCACUACAUAGAUUUGUAGUCUAGGUUAUUAAUUGCAGGGCUAUUUGGCCUGUUGAAUAUUAGCUCAGAACAAAUUUAGCUCAGGACAAACCUAUUUGACCCCUGGAAUAGGAUGGAAUGCCAACAAAUCAUAGGGACUGACAUCAGACAAUGAUUUGUCAGUAUUAGUCAUUCUAUUUCUAAGAAUAUCAUCCUGUCAAAUAAUGUUUUAAAAAAAAAAUAUUCCUUAUCACUCACUAAAAUGGAGAGUUCGCCCAGAUUAGCUUAUGGCAUACAGUGAAUAUAAAAAGUCUACACACCCCUGUUAAAUGCCAGGUUUUCGUAAAAGAAUGAGACA